Messenger RNA from Condylostylus longicornis, 846 nucleotides. RefSeq names its product arylalkylamine N-acetyltransferase 1-like. The transcript has 3 exons. Gene Ontology annotation, molecular function: N-acetyltransferase activity. The record is from RefSeq and is a predicted model, not a curated record. NCBI's taxonomy places the organism in Eukaryota, Metazoa, Arthropoda, Insecta, Diptera, Dolichopodidae. Bases 64 to 726 code for a protein of 220 amino acids.
UUGAGAGUUUCUUUUUUUAAAGAUUUAUCUACAUAAGUAGUUAAAGUAAUUUAAGAAAAAGAAAUGUCUGAUCAAACCCCAAAAUUUACUAUAGAAUUAAUAAAAGAAGAGGACCAAAAAGAAGUUUACGAAGUUCUCAAAGAAUUUUUCUUAAAGGAUGAACCUAAUUGUAAAAAAAUGGGAAUUACUCAUUGUGACGAUGCAGAAAAAUAUUUAACGAAAAAUCUGGGAGAUAAUUGUUCUUUUAAAGCGGUCGAUGAAAAUGGGAAAAUCAUAGGCGUUGUUUCAAAUGGAAUCGGAAGGAAACCUUCACCAGACUCUCCCAAAAAAUCUGCUGUUGAAUUAGCAACUGAUGAUAGGUGGCGAAAAAUUUGUAUGCUUAUAGAUAAUAUCAAUGAACAUUAUGAUAUUUUUCAACAAUAUCCUGAUUCGGAAACAUUUCUUGAUGGGAAAGCAAUAGCUGUUAACCCGAACUAUCGCGGCUUAGGAAUAGCUGGAGAAUUAAUAAAAAGAACAAUUCAAUAUAUGAAAGAAAAUAAUAUUCAAGCAAUGAUGAGAACAUGUUCAAGUGCAUUUUCUGCCAGAGUUAUGGAAAAACUCAAUAUGAAAGAAGUUUAUAGAAUUAAUUACAAAGAUUUUAUUGUUAAUAAUGAACAAAUUUUAAAUCCAGAUAGUCCACAUGUUGCUUGUAGAGUUUUUGUAUUUGAUAUAAAAAAUUUAAAUUGAUUAUACAAAAACGUGGGCUAAUAUGUAUAUGUACAUAUGUAUGUACGUACAUUUAGAGGUACAUUACACAUAUUCUUCAAUAUAUACGGCUUUGUACAUAUGCUUAUAUGCAAAUUAUUA